Molecule: messenger RNA, 414 nt
Organism: Chelmon rostratus (copperband butterflyfish)
Lineage: Eukaryota; Metazoa; Chordata; Actinopteri; Chaetodontiformes; Chaetodontidae
Product: agouti-signaling protein-like
Exons: 3
Coding region: 1-414 (137 amino acids)
Biological process (GO): hormone-mediated signaling pathway; positive regulation of feeding behavior; neuropeptide signaling pathway
Cellular component (GO): extracellular region
Molecular function (GO): type 1 melanocortin receptor binding; neuropeptide hormone activity
Source: RefSeq, a predicted model, not a curated record
AUGAAGCUGGCACUCUCCUGGUUUUGCAUUGUGCACUUGGCCCUCGUCAGUGCUAUGUUCUUCACCCGCAACGACCUUCACGCCACCUCCGGCAAUUCAUUAUCGGACAGGAGGGCCCAGGCCCAUCAGAGCGCAGGGGCUUUGAACCAUGGCAGACAGAGACCACUGUUUGCGAGAAGAGGACAGUAUGAACGACAGAGGACUCACAAGCCUAAGCCCAAAGCGGUUCCAGUCCCUCCAAGUGACCUUGCCCCGCCUUCUAAAGAGGCGCCCAAACCUGCGAAGCCAAACUGCUCUCAGCUUACACAAAGCUGUUUGCCACAGUCUGGCUGCUGUGACCCAUGUGCCUCAUGCCGCUGCCGCUUCUUCAAUGCAAUCUGCUUCUGCUGGAAGACAAACCAGAAGAACACAUAG